Xiphophorus hellerii (green swordtail) is the source of this 2760-nucleotide messenger RNA. RefSeq names its product taxilin beta a (gene txlnba). Gene Ontology annotation, molecular function: syntaxin binding. The transcript has 11 exons. Bases 138 to 2300 code for a protein of 720 amino acids. The record is from RefSeq and is a predicted model, not a curated record. NCBI's taxonomy places the organism in Eukaryota, Metazoa, Chordata, Actinopteri, Cyprinodontiformes, Poeciliidae.
AGCGGGUCUCCUCAGGUUAUUUUGGGGAUCAGCUGUUGCUCUUCUUGUCAGCAGGACCCUCCUCUUCCUCCUCUGAUCUUCCUCUGCCUGCAGAGCUUCACCUCCUCUCCUUCGCCACCCGGAUCCUGUGACCGAGGAUGGAGACGUCAGUGGAAGCAGCCGAGCUGUUGGCGCCGUCGCCCCUGGAAACCGAGAGUUUGGACGGAGACUCCGCCUCCUCGGCGACCUUUGACCCGAUGGAGGAGUUCAGCCGGCGGCUGCAGGACAUCCUGAGGACGCACGGCUCGGCCGAACCGGUCGCUACGGACAACGAGACGGAAAAGACCCCAGAGGAGGUCAAAGGUCACAUGGAGACAGACGUGUCCCUCAUCCGGCAGCGCCUGAGCAACCUGCCGUCCGCAGAGGACCGACUGGAGGAACUGGUGCAGCAGUUCGCUGAACUGGCGGCGCUGUGGCGCGGCGAGCAACAGAAGAAGAGCGCGCUGCAUCAGAAACUCUGCCACCUGCUGGAGGAACGGCGCUGCAGCAUGGCGGCGCGCGGCCAGCUGGAGGCGCUGUGCAGAGACCUGCAGGCUCAUUACGGCGCGCUGCGGGAGGAGACGCUGCGGCGCUGCAGGGAGGACGAGGAGAAGCGGAGCGACAUCACCAACCACUUCCAGGAGACGCUGACGGAGAUCCAGGCUCAGAUCGAGCUGCACAGCGGCCGCAACGACAAGCUGCGGCAGGAGAACGCCAACCUGACCGACAAGCUGGAGGGCCUCAUGAGUCAGUACGAGCGCCGGGAGGAGAGUUUGGAGAAGAUCAACAAACAUCACGACCUGCAGCACAAACUGACGGAGGCCAAACUGCAGCAGGCCAACGCGCUGCUGGCCGAGGCUGAAGACAAACACAAACGGGAGAAAGAAUAUUUGCUUAGAGAAGCUAUUGACAAAACAAAGAAAUGCUUCGCUAUGAAGGAGCAGGAGCUGGCCAUGAAGAAGAAGCUGGCGCUCUACGCUCAGAAGUUCGACGAGUUUCAGGCAACGCUGGCCAAGAGCAAUGAGAUCUAUGUCCGCUUCAAACAGGAGAUGGACAACAUGACUGAGAAGAUGAAGAAGGUGGAGAAGGAGGCAAACCUUUGGAAGACCAGGUUUGAGAACUGCAACAAGACGCUGAUCGACAUGAUUGAGGAGAGAACAGAGAAAGGCAGAGAGUACGACCUGUUUGUCCUGAAGAUCCAGAAGCUGGAGAAGCUCUGCCGUGCUCUGCAGGAGGAGAGGAAAGGGCUCUAUGACAAGAUCCGAGAGGUCCGCCAGUCCAGCGCCGGCCUCCCGUCCAAACUAGCCAACUUCACAGAGAACGCUGGAGUUCCUGAAGACGCUGCCAUGCCGGACCUGGAGGGGCUCCAGGAGCUCCAGCAGGACGACCCGGUUCUGACGGAGAACAUCGUCCGGCUGCGGCAGGAGCAGGCCAAGCUGCAGGAGUUCGCCGCCGCCCUGCUGGCCGCGCCGGGCGAUAACGAGGAGCAGGACGAGAAAAAGGAGCUGGGCGACGAAGACGAUAUCAUCGUCUCCGCCAUCGCUCAGUUCCAAACCAGAACCAACAUCAAGGAAGGUCUGGCUUCAGCGCCUGGUCAGGUAGAAGGCAGAGAAGAGAAGGCUGAAGAUCCACCUGUGGUUCUGCUGAAGGGUCAAGAACCACAGGGAACCAGGUCAGAACCAACCGACCCGGUGGCGCCUCCAGAGGUGGAGCAGAGUCCGACACAAGUCAGAGAGGAUGUCCAACAGUCAGCAACCUCAGAACCAGGCAAGGGAGAUCCAGAACCAGGCAGGGCGGAUCCAGAACCAGCCAGGGCAGAUCCAGAACCAGCCAAGGGAGAUCCAGAACCAGGCAGGGCGGAUCCAGAACCAGCCAGGGCAGAUCCAGAACCAGCUAAGGGAGAUCCAGAACCAGGCAGGGCGGAUCCAGAACCAGGCAGGGCGGAUCCAGAACCAGCCAAGGGAGAUCCAAAACCAGGCAGGGCGGAUCCAGAACCAGCCAGGGCAGAUCCAGAACCAGGCAGGGAGGAUCCAGAACCAGGCAGGGCGGAUCCAGAACCAGGCAGGGUGGAUCCAGAACCAGAAGCUUUAGAAACAGAACAUCUGAAGGAGACCAGUUUUUUGAAACCAGUCCUCCCAGUGGAAGAGAUUCUGGUCCAGCAGUUGCCCAGUGGGCCAGAACCAGGAGAGUCCAGUAAACCGUCUGAUGGGUCAACCAAAGCAGCCGGCGGGAAGCAAAUCCCCAAGAAGAAGAAGAAGAGGAACAGCAAGAGCACCAGCUGAACCUCCAGCUGUGUGUGUGUGUGUGUGUGUGUGUGUGUGUGUGUGCGUUUGUUUCUAAUACCUUGUGGGGACCAUUUUCCUGACACUACGUUGUGGGGACUGAAGCCUGGGCCCCAUAAGGGGAAUCCUGUUUAUGGGUCAGGGGUCAGAUUUAGGACUAAGGUGUGAAUUGAGUUUUGGUUGGUUAGCGUUAGGUAUGUAACGGUUACGGUAAGGAUAAGGAUAAGGAUUAGGCGGUAGAAAUGAAUGGAAGUCAAUGGAAAGUCCCUACAAAGAUAUUCAUGCAAACAUGUGUGUGUGUGUGUUUGUAAAGGUCAGCUGUCCAAAUGAAGAUGUAGCUUGACAGGCUGGAGGAGAUGCCUCACUAACUUCUACAUUUACUGCACGUUUAGUGAAUCUAAAACCAGAGUUGGUAUCCAUGGCAACCACAAUCAAUAAAGUGAUUUUUUUUUUUUACAAA